AUGACUGCGCAGGCAGACCAGGGGCGCCCUCGAAAGAUUGAAAGGAAGCUGAAAACCCCAGACUGGCUUAGCAACCGCUAUUUCUUUGAUGCGUUCACCGAAACCCUAACCAAGGCAGGCAUAAAGGUCGAGACUGCCCCUGAGCAAAUGUUCGAUUUUCGCUACGUACAGGACUUCCGUGAUACCAAAGAUGAUGGGCGGAAGAUGUUCCGAGGCGGAAGAGAGUACUUCUUGCCGGUUGGCUGGAAGCGCUUUGCAGUGCAGGUAAAAGGUGUCUACGACGAAGGUGACAAUGCAUGGUUGCGUGAGGACGAGAGCGGCUGGGCAGUGGCCUACCACGGAACCUCAAAAGAAGGACUUGGUGGCAUCCUGUGCACAGGUUUCAGAGUUGGCGAGCGGCAAAAGUUUGAAGCAGCAGCAGGUGCUGGUGUCUACUGUACACCUCGCAUUGAUGUGGCACAGCACUAUUCGAAGCCAACGCUGCUACGAGGGCACAGCGUCCAAAUUGUGCUGCAACUGCGGGUUCGGCCUGGUGCCAUUAACCCCAUCACAGACCCGAGCGCACACGAAUUCGAGCGAAAGUAUUGGGUCAUCAACAAUCCUGACGACAUACGUGCUUACGGUGUGCUCAUCAGGGAGCUGCCACUGCGGGACUACAUUUUGCCUGAGGUGAUGGUUUACGGCCGAGACCACCCUGGGAUCCGUGCCAAGAUCGACGAACUUGAGGAAGAGAUUCGCCAGCAGGGGGGAUGA
This is a messenger RNA of Durusdinium trenchii, 753 nucleotides long. Lineage: Eukaryota; Dinophyceae; Suessiales; Symbiodiniaceae. The record is from the annotation of a GenBank genome assembly.